AUCCAAUAUUGACUGCAUAACAUCUUAUGCAUACUGCAUAACACCUUAUGCAUACCAACAUGGUAUCAGGGGAUCGUUAACGAUCCUGACCGUUUCUCUGUAAUCAAGUUUUUGUUUCUCUGUGUGUUUGCUAUGGCAUAAUCAGAUCAUAAUACUAGUUUGCGUUUAACCUCUGUCUUGCUGAAUGAUGUCAAUUAUGUAAGCUGGUCUAGGGAUGCUGCUCUUGCUCUUGGGGGUAAAAGAAAAUCUGGGUAUAUUGGUGAGAAUAGUACCUGUCCAGAUGCUAAGGAUCCAAAGUAUGAAGAUUGGAUUGUUGAUGAUCAACUUGUUCGCACGUGGCUUCUUCAGUCGAUGGAACCACAUAUUUCGGAAAUCUUCUCGUUCUCAGAAUAUGCAAAGGAUUUGUGGAAGUCUGUUGCUAGUCUGUAUGGCUUACGGAAUAAUGUUGCUCGGGUGUUUGAGCUGAAACGUGAGAUUGCUGAGGCUGAACAAGAGGGUUGAGGAGGAUAAAAUCUUUGAUGUGCUCAGUAGCCUCAAACCAGAGUAUGAAUCUCUUAGAAGCACUAUUCUCAUGAGUGCUGAACUGCCAAGUCUAUCUAAUGUUUGUGCGACUGUGCAACGUGAAGAGACGCGUAAGAAAGUUAUGAAUCCUAAUUCUAAAAGCAUUAUAGACCUGGAUGCAGCUGAAUCAAGUGCUCUUAUGAGCUCCAAAGAUGAUAAACGACGCGCCAUGCCAUUUGAUAAGGACCAGAAUUCUCGUGCUAAGGGUAAGAGAGAAGUUUUUCAUUGUGAUCAUUGUAAUAAAACUGGUCACACCAAGGAUCGCUGUUGGGAUAUUUAUCCUCAUCUUAAAGCUACUUUUGACAAAAAUAAGCUUGCUCGAGCUGCUGUAGAUGACAAUUCAUCCUUUACCAUAGACCAAUUGAAGGAUUUCUUUAACCAGUUGGGUAAUAAGACUGAGCGCAAGGCCAACCAUACUUCAGGUAACCUACUAUCCUUUCUUACUACGCCUGUUUCCAACCGCCAAGUUUGGAUUAUUGAUUCAGGAGCUACAGAUCAUAUGGCAAAUGAUCCUUCGUCAGUUCAUGCAUUUAUUCGCAGCUCUCAUAAAGAUGUGUCACUUGCUAAUGGCUCUACUGCUCCUGUGAUGGGCAGUGGGAAAGUGCAUUUUUUUCCAGAUUGUCCGCCAUCUAAUGCACUUGUUGUUCCAUCAUUUCCUACUCAGUUUUAUCUGUUGGUCAAAUCACUAAUUCUCUGAAUUGUGAUGUUACAUUUACCCCUACCUCGGUCAUCUUUCAGGAUCGAAAGACGAAGAAGACGAUUGGUAGAGGCAUCUUUUCUCAUGGAUUGUACCUGUUACGCUCUAGUGAUAUGGCAUGUCUUACUCAAAGAUCUACUCCGCAGUUCCUUUAUCAUAAACGACUUGGACAUCCUUCUAGUCGUGUUUUGUCUAGGAUUUUUCCCACUUUUUCUGUCCAGACUCAAGUCUGUGAUGUUUGUCAGUUUUCUAAACAAUCUCGUUUUCCAUUUCCUAAUUCUGUGACUCGUGCUACAAUGCCUUUUGAAUUAAUUCAUUCUGAUUUAUGGGGCCCUGCUCCA
Molecule: messenger RNA, 1599 nt
Organism: Papaver somniferum (opium poppy)
Lineage: Eukaryota; Viridiplantae; Streptophyta; Magnoliopsida; Ranunculales; Papaveraceae
Exons: 2
Coding region: 572-1258 (228 amino acids)
Source: RefSeq, a predicted model, not a curated record